Molecule: messenger RNA, 1727 nt
Organism: Salvia hispanica
Lineage: Eukaryota; Viridiplantae; Streptophyta; Magnoliopsida; Lamiales; Lamiaceae
Product: putative amino acid permease 7
Source: RefSeq, a predicted model, not a curated record
GCAAUAUUAUUAGAAUCUGCAAACGUUUAUUUAUUCCCCAACAUUUCGCAAAGCUCAACUUGAAGUUGUAGAGACACACCUCCAUUCUUCAUAAAAAUGGUUGAGUUUGAAGAUAAAGAUAAAUUAUCAGAUGCUCUCCUCAGAGAUGUUGAAUCUUCAUCAUCAGAUUCCAAUGCUUCCAUCAAAAGAACAGAUUCCAAUGCUUCCAUCAAAAGAACAGGGACUGUUUGGACGGCAAUUGCCCAUAUUAUAACAGGGGUGAUUGGCUCAGGAGUGCUGUCAUUGGCAUGGAGUGUGGCUCAGUUGGGGUGGAUUGCAGGCCCUCUCAGUAUGGUGGUGUUUGCAAUUGUCACUAUUAUUUCUUCCAAUAUUCUUUGUGAUUGUUAUAGAUAUCCUCAUCCUGAGGAUGGCCACAUCAGAAAUAAGUCCUAUGCUGAAGCUGUGGGUUCUUAUCUAGGGAAGAAGUGUAUGUGGGUGAUUGGAAUAUUUCUUCACGAAAGUUAUUUUGGAUUUGGAAUUGCAUAUACCAUAACAUCUGCAGUCAGUAUGAGGGCUAUUCUGAUAUCAAACUGUUACCACAAGGAGGGGCACGAUGCUCCAUGUGAAUAUGGAGACAGUUUGUUUAUUCUCUUGUUCGGAGCCGUUCAGCUAGUAUUCUCUCAGAUACCCAACUUCCAUAACAUGGAGGGGCUCUCGAUAAUGGCUGCUGUCAUGUCUUUUGCUUACACCUUCAUCGGUCUGGGUCUUGGUAUUGCGAAAGUAAUAGGAAAUGGACAGAUCAAAGGCGAUAUUCAUGGUGUAACGGCAAGUAGUGCUAUUCAAAAACUGUGGCUCUCGUCACAAGCAUUUGGAGACAUAGCCUUUUCGUUUAACUACAACAUAAUUCUUUUGAACAUUCAGGACACUCUCAAGGGACCUCUUGAAGAAAACAAGACGAUGAAGAAGGCGUCAUCUUCAGCCAUACUUAUCACGUCCUUCUUCUUCCUCACCUGCGGAUGCUUCGGGUAUGCUGCUUUUGGAGAUGAAGCUCCAGGAAAUCUUUUGACAGGCUUCGGAUUCUAUGAGCCCUACUGGCUCGUUGACCUUGCUAAUGUGUGUAUUGUUCUUCACCUCGUGGGAGGUUAUCAGAUAUUCAGCCAGCCAUUGUUUGCAGUAGCUGAAGCAGAGGUGGGGAGGAAAUACCCGGAUAGCGGGUUUGUGCACAAAGAGUACACAGUGAAGAUCCCACUGGUGCCUAGUUUCAAGCUGAACCUUCUCCGGCUGUGCUUCAGAAGUGUGUACGUUGCAGCCACGACUGGACUAGCGCUACUCUUCCCCUACUUUAACCAAGUGUUGGGAGUGCUCGGGGCAUUGAAUUUCUGGCCGUUGGUGAUAUAUUUUCCAGUGGAAAUGUACCUGGUACAGAAUAGGGUGAGAGCUUGGACAUGUAUAUGGAUACUUCUCCAAGCAUUCAAGAUCUUCUGCUUGCUCUGCACCAUUUUCGCGUUUAUCGGCUCGGUAGAAGGCCUUAUAUCCAACAAAUUAAAAUGAGUGCCACCAUGAUUCUCUUGUAUUGGAGCUUUGAACUCAUAUUUUGUGACUGUAAUUACUGAAAUAACAUGUGCUGUUUUGUAGUGAGUAUUUGGGAAGUGUUUUGUAGAACAUCAACAGAAUAUAUCAAUCGAUAUAAAUCUGUAUUUGAAUAUUUCCAAAUAUGGGUUUGAUAGUGGAAUUGAAUAUCUUAGGUA